Aspergillus oryzae RIB40 is the source of this 1338-nucleotide messenger RNA. Its product is annotated as glycoside hydrolase family 16 protein. Gene Ontology annotation, biological process: carbohydrate metabolic process; fungal-type cell wall organization. The transcript has 3 exons. Gene Ontology annotation, cellular component: fungal-type cell wall. NCBI's taxonomy places the organism in Eukaryota, Fungi, Ascomycota, Eurotiomycetes, Eurotiales, Aspergillaceae. Gene Ontology annotation, molecular function: hydrolase activity, hydrolyzing O-glycosyl compounds; glycosyltransferase activity. The coding region runs from base 1 to 1338 and encodes 445 amino acids. The record is from RefSeq and is a predicted model, not a curated record.
AUGUAUUUCAACUACGCUGCAGCUACACUAGCUGCACUACUCCCACUAUGCUCAGCCCAGACCUACUCGGCAUGCAACCCUCUUAAGGAAUCUGGUUGCAAGCCCAACCCGGGUAUGGGUUCCAACUUCAAUUCGGACUUCACCACCGGCGAUGGAGCUCUCGGCGGCUGGACAACUACCGCCGGCAAGGUCACUACUGGUGGCCAGGGCGCUGAGUUUACUCUGGCCAAGAAAGGCGAUGCGCCCACAAUUGACACCAGCAAUUACUUCCUGUUUGGUAAGGUCGAGGUUGUCAUGAAGGCUGCGCCGGGAACCGGUAUUGUCAGCAGCAUUGUCCUAGAGUCGGACGCCCUCGAUGAGGUUGACUGGGAAGCCCUCGGUGGUGACACCACUCAAAUUCAGACCAAUUACUUCGGCAAGGGCGACACUUCGUCCUAUGACCGUGCAACUUUUGUGAACAUGGCUUCUCCACAGGCUGAUUACCAUACGUACACCAUCGACUGGAACAAGGACCAGACCACCUGGUCCGUUGACGGCAAUGUCGUGCGUACUCUCAACUACAACGACGCCAAGGGUGGUUCUCGCUACCCCCAGACCCCUAUGCGCCUGAGACUGGGCAUUUGGGCCGGUGGUGACCCGGACAAUGCUCCGGGUACCAUCGAAUGGGCUGGUGGCCAGACUGACUACAGUCAAGCCCCCUUCACUAUGUAUGUCAAGUCGGUUAACAUUGUGAACUAUACCCCCUCCGACUCCUACACCUAUUCCGACAACAGUGGCUCCUGGCAGAGUGUCAAGACCUCGGGCUCGGGCUCAUCAUCCCCUGAGCCUCGCAGCACCUCCAGCACCUCGUCCACCGCUGAAUCCGCGUCCUCGUCCGAGCCCGCGACCGAGUCUAGCACCACCAGCAAAACCUCUCCUACUGGUUUCAUUACCAGCACUACCAGCAGUACUACCGGCAGCACCACUGACUCCACCGAAUCCACCACUGGUACCACCACCGGCACUACCACCGGCUCUUCCUCCUCGGAAACUGGCUCUGGCUCCACCACUGCUGAGUCCAGCUCGAGCACCGGUGCAUCCACGACUGAGUCUUCUGCUCCCGGGUCUUCUUCCGGCGCUGGAUCUUCUACUGGCGCGGGAUCUUCUACUGGCGCGGGAUCUUCUACUGGUGCUGGAUCUUCUCCUGGCGCGGGAUCUGCCUCUGGCUCGGCUUCUAGCUCGGCCGCUGGUGCUACAUCCACCGUUCCUCUCUCCAACUCCGCUACAACACCUUACGGUGGAUCUUUCAUGGGCCUCAUGACGGUCAUGGGCUUGAUGACCGCCAUGUUGCAGCUGUGA